Messenger RNA from Chrysemys picta bellii (western painted turtle), 740 nucleotides. The record is from RefSeq and is a predicted model, not a curated record. NCBI's taxonomy places the organism in Eukaryota, Metazoa, Chordata, Testudines, Emydidae.
GAGUCAAAGUGACGGAGGGAGCGGAGUCAACUUCCGUUUCCAGAGCGGAACUUCCAGGCGCGCGCUCCCAGCUGACUUCCGGCGAAGGGCCGCCACCCGGAAGUGGCAGCGGACGCGUCUAUUUCCGCCGGCUCUGUCGGGCGGAGGGUGAAGUGGGGGAGGGGGGCUCGGUGACCUUUGACCCCUGAGGGGCGGGACCCGCAGCGCCCGCCAUGAGGCCGGCGGAGAAGGCGCCGCGCUACGAGGCCUUCGUCAGCGACGUGCUGCAGCGAGACCUGUGGCCUGACACCUCCAGGAUCUUCGUGGCGCUCGGCUACGGGUUCUUCGCGGAGCUGACGCUGACGGAGGCGCUGCGCUUCGUGGAGAGGAAAACCAAGUUACUGAUCGAGCUCAGCGAAUCCCUCACCAAGGACUCCGCCAAAAUCAAGGCCAAUAUCCGGAUGGUCUUAGAGGGCCUGCGGGAGCUCCAAGGCUUCCAGGACCUGCCUGAGGACCCCAGAAGAGACGUCGCCCUCUAGCCCCCCCCCCCCGGAAAUCCCAGGGGGACACUGGGGGAAUCCCCACCCCCUCCUGCUGUGUUCACCUGUCCCAUGGGAGCCAGGACUCCUGGGUUCUCUCCCUGGUUCCGCUCCCCCCCAAGCCAGUCCCGCCCCUCGUGCUGCCUCAGUUUCCCCUGCUGUUCCUGGCUGCAGAGUCCUGUCAUCUCAUUUCAACUGUGAAAAUAAAGACUCCGACUCGGG